This is a messenger RNA of Cynara cardunculus var. scolymus (artichoke), 1981 nucleotides long. RefSeq names its product ABC transporter I family member 10-like. The transcript has 7 exons. Gene Ontology annotation, biological process: transmembrane transport. Bases 732 to 1517 code for a protein of 261 amino acids. Gene Ontology annotation, cellular component: chloroplast envelope; membrane. Gene Ontology annotation, molecular function: ATP binding; ATP hydrolysis activity. NCBI's taxonomy places the organism in Eukaryota, Viridiplantae, Streptophyta, Magnoliopsida, Asterales, Asteraceae. The record is from RefSeq and is a predicted model, not a curated record.
GCCAUUCGAGGUCUCUCAAAUUCUCUGGCCUGCAACAUUGCUCUCCUCUGUCUCUCUUUCAUCCUCCCGUUGCUCUCGCUCUACAUUUGCAAUAUCAGUUUAAUGCUUUUUGUUCAGGGCUUUUUUUGUGUUUUGUAACCAUAUGAACUCGAAUGUUGAUAUCGUGGUGUUGAAACCAUUCUUUACCACCGCUACCACCCUCAUCUAUUUGGUUGUGCAUUGUGCUCUGUGGAACACAAGCGUAAAUAGAGUUCUGUUAAGGUCUUCAAAUCAAUUCAAGUGACAGCACACAAAUUCAUUUUGAUACAUAAAACGGUACAGGAAUUCAACUAAUUUUAAGUGAAAGAAGUGUGGCCAGAAGGGAAAUUUUACAAAUAUGAACAGAGAUCCCAUAGAAUGUUCUUGCAAGUGGCACGUUUCCCUCUUGUUUCAUUUGUCUCCUGCAUAUUAUAAGGGAAAGUAAUAGAAAGAGAAACUAUCUUGAUUCCUUAUUGCAUAUUGCUCAUGUUAAAACCCAUAACUAUGGCUACAAGCCUGCUUUAAUCAGUAUGUUUCUCUUAUUCCCUAAAGCUUAAAAACAGUUGCUCAAUUCGUAGUGCUGGUGAAAAAGCUUAAUGUUGUAGAUUUAUGGAAAAAUAAAUCUUAUAGUGUAUUUUAAUUGCUAAAAAUCUGAUUAGAAUUGUGAUGUAGGAUGAAAUUUUUGGAGGUGAUUUAAUUUGAUGUAAGAUAAUAUGAACAUCGGUGCUCCUUUUCGCGCCUCAGUACCUCUCCAGUGCAACAUACCCACGAGGAAUAAUACUGUUGUUGGUGCUGACAAUUUUGCAAUUGAAAGUCAUAGUAUAAGCUACUCUAUCAACACGGGGAAGGGAAAAUUGGUUCCAAUUUUAAAGGAUUGUUCCCUGAAAAUCCCUUCUGGGCAGUUUUGGAUGUUGCUUGGACCUAAUGGAUGUGGGAAAUCAACACUUUUGAAGAUCUUGGCAGGUCUGCUAAGUCCAACAGAUGGUCGCGUACAUGUGAGGAAACCUAGAAGUUAUGUCUUCCAAAACCCAGAUCACCAAGUGGUCAUGCCUACUGUAGAAGCAGAUGUGGCUUUUGGCCUUGGGCGAUUCAACCUGACAAAUGAUGAGAAAAAACUGAGAGUAGCAAAAGCGUUGACCGCUGUGGGCAUGUAUGAUUAUUUGCAGAGACCGGUACAAACACUUAGUGGGGGUCAGAAACAAAGGGUUGCAAUUGCUGGUGCUUUGGUCGAAGAAUGUAAAGUAUUGUUAUUAGAUGAACUCACGACGUUCUUGGAUGAAAGCGAUCAGGUCGGGGUGAUUAAAGCCGUGAAGAACACAUUGAGUAGUUCUGAAGAUGUGAGUGCGUUAUGGGUAACACACCGAUUGGAAGAACUGGAGUACGCGGAUGGUGCUAUAUAUAUGGAAGACGGGAGAGUUGUUAUGCAUGGUGAACCAUCCACCAUAAUGGACUCUAUUGAAGCUAGGAAAGCCUCUUAUACCAACACUAUUAACUCCUAAUCAGUGGCGGAUCCAGGAAAUUAAUGGGGUGGGGGCACGUUGGAUGGGACUUGGGAGAGGGAAGCAUAUGGCCAUAUGGGACUGGGGGGAAACCAUGUAAGAAGAGGGUGAAAAUAGAAAAUUUAAACUAGUCAACAAAAGUUUAUGGUUUUUGACUGGGGGCCUUUCCCCUCACUGCUUAAAGGCUGGAUCCGCCCCCGCUCCUAAUGACCAUCACUACUAUACAUUAUCAAAUGUCUUCUUUUCAUAUGAAACAAAGGUAUCAUUUUUACCCCUUUUAUAUAUAACUUUCUUGUGUUCCGGCCAACUUAAGCACAACUCGACUAUCUCAGGGUGCCCUGGAGUUAAUAGUGGCCAAGUGGGGACUAAGACCAAACCCGAACUAUGCAUAUGCUUUAGCUUUGAUUGUUAAAGUUGUUUUUUCAUAAGUAUAUCAAUUUAUAUAGAACAAAACUCAUAUGCAC